UCUCUCUCUCUCCCCCCACAGCAAACUGGAGGGGGUGUCGCUGGAGAUAGUCAACAUAGGGGGACACCUCCACUCAGGAUUAUGUGCUCACCCCGUCCCUGACAGCAUCCCCCGCGGUGCAGGAUGUGGCCUGCCCGCCUCUCCGGAGAGCCGGGGGUGGCAGAGGUGGAGGACCUGCACCAGGAACUGCAGAAGAAGUUACAGGAGGUGUUGCCGUGUCUGGCGGAGGCGUUGAGGGAGCAGGCGGAGGUGAUGAAGCGGGUGGAGGCACUGCGGAGACACUGCCACCAGAACAAGACUGCUGUGGACUUCUGUCCUGGGGAGGAAGUGAAGGAAGGAGAAGAGGAAAACAAAGGAGAAGACAACAGCGAAGGAAGGCAAACAGAAAAUAAAAUCGACCUUGAUAAACUUUCAGGAAGAGGAAGAGGAAGAUGUGGAGGUGGUGGACAAGGAAGAGGAGGUGAUGGAAGUGGAUCAGGUGGAGGAGGGAAGAAGAUGUAGUGGAGUUAAUUGAAGAUAGACCAGUGACGUAUCCUCCCUCCUCCUCCUCCUCCUCCUCCACACCCUCCACACCAAGAGGAA
Molecule: messenger RNA, 582 nt
Organism: Scylla paramamosain (green mud crab)
Lineage: Eukaryota; Metazoa; Arthropoda; Malacostraca; Decapoda; Portunidae
Product: keratin, type II cytoskeletal 1-like
Exons: 3
Coding region: 124-501 (125 amino acids)
Source: RefSeq, a predicted model, not a curated record